Molecule: messenger RNA, 1700 nt
Organism: Thermothelomyces thermophilus ATCC 42464
Lineage: Eukaryota; Fungi; Ascomycota; Sordariomycetes; Sordariales; Chaetomiaceae
Exons: 2
Coding region: 489-1295 (268 amino acids)
Biological process (GO): pyridoxine biosynthetic process
Molecular function (GO): pyridoxamine phosphate oxidase activity; FMN binding
Source: RefSeq, a predicted model, not a curated record
GGCGGUGUCAUCUUAUCUAAUCGCAGGAUCGAUGGCGGGGUAUGCAUGUUAGUGCAGUAGUGGUCAAUCGACAUGCUGGGCAGGUCGAACGUUGGACCACUUGCACGUCAUAAACUAUCAAAGGUUCAAUUCCUAGUGCUCUGUUACACCUAACUUUUACGACACAUUGUACGACAUCGAAAUUUCAACUUGCGGCUUUGCACCUAGCGCGAAACUUCCCCCACGAUGCGAUUGUCGAUCUCAGAAAGGCCCUGACGUGGUGGGGCGGGGCGGUCAGGUCCUGGCCGGCCCUCGCCGCUAUUGGCUCCCUGCCCGAUCGAAUUGACUCCGAGGUCCCUGUUUUGCCUUGCUGCAAGCAUCAUGUCAUCUCAUCUCAUCUGUUGAUUUGCUGUUUGCAUUUUUUUUGAGUCUCCAUGAGAACUGGGCUCCGCCCUCUGCUUUCACGAUCUGUAUUCCGACGAGGAACCCGACCGCUGAGCGCAAGCAGAAUGUCGCUCUACCCAACACAAGAAGGCGCCAAGCUAAUCUUCGCGCCCGCGGGCUCGCACCAGCACCUUGAGAUCCCCACUGGUCCCGGCCAGGCAGGCCAGUUCCUCCGGACCGAACACAUUGGCGGCCUGAAGCGGAGCGACCUGGACCCAAAGGACCCCAUCGCACAGUUUCACGCCUGGUUUCGCGAGGCAUCCCAGUUCGGGUCGGGCGUCUCGCACCCGGAAACGUGCACCCUGUCCACCGCGCAGCUGCCGUCGGGCCGCGUGUCGGCGCGUAUAGUGUACAUGAAAGAACUCGACGCGAAAGGAUUCGUCAUCUACAGCAAUUUCGGCACCAGCGGAAAGGCGAGGGAUUUGUUCGGGACCGCAGACGGGUCGAGCACGGGCAACCCGUGGGCGUCGCUGGUCUUUUGGUGGGAGCCGCUCGAGAGGCAGGUGCGCGUUGAGGGAAGGGCGGAGCGGAUCCCCGCGGUGGAGAGCCAGGCGUACUUCGACACUCGCGUGAGAGGCAGCCGGAUCGGCGCCUGGUCGAGCAGGCAGAGCGCGGUCCUCAAGCCGGAUGCGAGCAUAGAGGGAGACGACGGGCGUGCCAUGUUGGAUAAAUGGGUCAAGGAGACCGAGGCGAGAUUCGAAGGUGCCGACCACAUCCCCGUGCCCGACUUCUGGGGCGGGCUGAGGAUCGUGCCGGAGCGGAUCGAGUUCUGGCAGGGGCGAGAGAACCGGUUGCAUGACCGCUUUGUGUAUGACCGUGUCAGGCGGGACGGUGGCGACGAUAAGUGGACGUUGGAGAGGCUGAGUCCUUGAGCCGAAAUUCAACAGGCAGCAUGACCCAACGAAUGAUACCCGCUGGUCGCGGCUCGAGAGAUCAACAUCUCGAGCCAUGCGGACCGUUGAUUGUGAGUUGUCUUCUAUUUCUGGCCGAUCCCUGUUGCGCCCUUGGCCCCUCUCUCACUUCCUUAGCGUUGCAGUUCGAAAUGUCCCAAACUUUGUACAUACAUCGUUGACGGUUUUCUCACAUUUGCGCAUUAGAAACCAUCGGUAGCCUUGUAGUCUACAUGAUCUGACCUAUCAAAAAUCCUUGGCCAUUGCCAUUGCUGGGAGACUGCAGAUGCCCCCAGCGGACUGAAUGACACGCAAACUUGCAUUUUGCGGGCCAUGAAAUCUCCCACACACCACUUCUAAACGUUUUACUUCGUUCUACCCGUUCCU